This is a messenger RNA of Hyalella azteca, 6389 nucleotides long. RefSeq lists its product as uncharacterized. The transcript is spliced from 14 exons. NCBI's taxonomy places the organism in Eukaryota, Metazoa, Arthropoda, Malacostraca, Amphipoda, Hyalellidae. The record is from RefSeq and is a predicted model, not a curated record. Bases 156 to 4703 code for a protein of 1515 amino acids.
GGAGCCAAUAUCGCGUAAAUUUGUUCUCACGUAAAUCGGUCAAUGAAGUUCAGAGAUUCUCUCGUGCUCGACUGCUCGUGUAGGUAGGGCACUAUUUGGAAAAGCUACAGCCUGCCGCCUCAUCUCGAAAGUGAUGUGUAUACUGAGAAUUGAACAUGGAGGAUUCUCUUGACCAAGCUUUUGAAAUUGUUGCUGGUGUUGAGGAUUAUUUGAGCAAGAAUGUUUUGCCAAAAGCCCGCAAAAACUCCCACCACAAUUGUGACUCAUUAUUCCAGGAGGCCGAAUCAUUGCUACUGAAAGGCUUGCCAAAAGUCAAUGUCCUGGACAAGCUGUGCAAAGAAACCCUUGCCAAGUACCCACCUCUCCUUUUCUCAUCACAGGCAGAUGUUGAAUCUGAAGGGGAGAAUGUCAUUCCUGAAUAUUCUGUUGAUAUCAAUGAAAGUAGCAUUCCUGUGGACAACGUUAACUCUACUGAUGAGACUGAAAAGAAUGAAUCACAAAGCCCUGCCUUGCCUUCAUGCCACAUUUUAUCUGAACCUAAGAACAAGCAAAGAAAAAUGCAGGAUGAAGAUCCUGCUAGUAAAACCAAUUCCAAGAGCAAAGAUGGUAACACUGAUGUCAGUGAGCCUCAACCUUCCUGUAGUGGGUAUAAAAAGCAGGUAUCUGCAGUACCUGAGGUUACUAUAGAGAGUGAUGAUGAUUCGGUAGGUUCAGUAGAAUGUUUAAAUUGCCAAAAAAGUGUAGCUUCUAAUAAGGAUGUGAUCGUGGUAGAUGAUACCUCUGAAAAUGUAGAAGAUGAGGUGCAGGUUGUUAAUACCAAGGACGUGCCUGAUGUAGUGACUUUACUGAAUGAGGCAACCCAAAAGCUGCCAUGCAAGCAUUCAAGAAAGUGUUCACACCGAAAUUGUUGUUCAUCAAAUUCAGAGCUUCGUGAUGAUGAAAUCCAUGAGGAAGCAGAAGAGCUUCUGCAACAUCUGCCAUUCUCUACCUAUGAUGCCGUCAGUUCUGCAGUGAAAAACUGGUAUCAUGACUCUAACAGAAAGUAUGCUGUAAUGUCAAUUUUAAUUGCGGAAGCUGCAUUCAAAGGCAAGGAAAUUCCUCAAAGUACCUACAAAGCACUUAAGAAUCUGGCACCAAAGAAACGUGAUCUCACACACGUUGAAGAUGUGGAAGAGCAGCCUGGUAAGAGAAAAACGUCAUCCAUGACUCGGCCUGAAACUACCGAGUCAAAAGACGCUUAUUUUGAGUCACCUGAAUCACCACAACAUUCUGGGUUUUCCAUAACAAUUGACAAUCGCCCGAGUCAUCUUAACCCUCAUGUUUUCCUUGAUCCACUAAACAUUUACAAUGAAAUGAAGUAUGGUGAUGUGAUGAACCCCUUGCUCAGUGGUGAUGGUGCAUCUCAUACAGGCAUGCAGUGGCCAUCAGGAACAACUGUCAAAUCAGAGACAUCUGAAGUUCCAUAUGGCAAAUCAUUUCCAUCUAAGUCAAAUGUGCAUGAAAUGCUAUUCAAAGACGCUGAUCUAAAAGAAACUCACGAUGAAUAUGCAUUAACUAAUGUUCCAAAGUGUACUAAACUACGUGAGUUUCGUCAGAGGACUUGUAGUGGAUCAACCAUGUUAUCCAGCCAUGACGAGCCUACUAAUGCACCCGAAAUUAUAUCUCAAGAUUUUGGCGUUGAAGAACGUGUGUUAUUCAAGGAAGAAAAUAUCGAUAUGGAGGAAGAUGCCCCUCCAGAAGUGCCAGCCAAUAUUGAUGAGAUUCACCCUGAAGAUAUUGGAGCUGAUGAAGAACAAGUUACUGUAGAAGAUCCUCAAUUGAAUGAUGGUGCUGCUGGAGUUUUAGAUGAUGUCCAGAGACAGAACUGGAUUGAAGAGAAGACUGCCCUCGUUGCUUCUAUUAUUGAGACCGUCCCUGUUUGCACGAUAGCCGAGAGAGUGCGACUGUGUUUUUCUGAUGUUGACAUUGAACAGGUUAUUGAUUCACUGCUUAAUUCAGCAUCUCCUGCCCCUGAAGUUAACGCAGCUGAUCGAGUCCAGCGUGACGAAGCUGUUGCGGGGCCCAGUGGCUGGUCAGCUUUUAGGACUGUGAAAAACGGAGAUCGCGCGUCUGCAGCUUCAACGUCAACUGAAGGAUCAAUGCCUGGCCUUAAAGAAUUCAUCCCAUCAAGACCUGGUGGUGCUUUGCAUUUGUCUGAUGAUGAGGUCACAUCAAGUGUUGAUGAGGCGGGACCUUCUACGUCAGGUAGCAACAAAGAAGCUGCUUCACAUGAUGACGAGCAGGAGGAUGAAGAAUGGGUUGAAUCUCAUAGCAGGACGCUGAGGGAAAUGUUCCCAGAUGCUGACCCAGAAUAUCUAGCAACCAGAUGUGAAGAAGUCAAGCCUGAGGUGGCACGCUUUGAAGCCCUUGCUGUUGAACUCAUGGAGACCAAAAAUUAUCCUAAGAUGGAAGAAUAUCUUGCAAGGAAGAAACGCAGAGAAAUGCGCAAGAAAUUCCUAGAUGGCAUGACAGUCCCUGAGUUCUUGGAGCUUUUCGAGGAGCCUGAAAAGGUGUUCUACGACAGCAGUAAAAAGAUGAGUGCCGAGUACCGCAACAACUCUCGGGCCCAGCUUCUCAACGACCUGCCCUUCCACCUCUCCAAAGAAGUCGACCACGUCCUCAAUGCCAAUAACUACCACUACCUACCGUCACUGCGCCAGCUUAAGUUGUACGAAAAAUGUGGCCGGCGAAAAACGAAACGCAAAGAAACUCCCAUCAGCGGCGAGCUCGAGGACUUUUUCCUGAAGGAGUUGUGCUACGCGCGUCUGGAGGAGUCGAUAGAAAGGCACCGCGCGGCUCAGGAGGAAGCCAAGAAGGAGGCUUUCGCUGCUGCGAAGGUCGCCGGGCUGCUAUGCACGUGUCCCAUUUGCUGUGAAGACGAAAUACUUGAAGAAGACAUGCGGGCUUGUGCCAGUCUCGACUCCCCGCACCUCUUCUGUAAAACUUGCGUCAGGAGGUAUUGUGAGGAGCAAAUCGGGCAAGGGAGUUUGAAAUUCACCUGUUUGGAAGGCUCGUGCAAGGAAGAGUUUUCUCUGAACGUCCUCAAGACUGUACUGAAAUCCUCGGUAUUCUCGAACUUGCUGAAGCGUAAACAAGCCGAGGAGAUUGUGGCUGCCGGCAUCGCCGAUCUCGAGUGUUGCCCCUUCUGUAAUUUCGCCACAAUUAUGCCUAAUAAAGAGGAUAAGAUUUUCAAUUGCCUAAACCCCGAGUGCCUGAAGGAUACAUGCCGCCUCUGCAAGGAGCUCUCACACAUCCCGCUACGCUGCGAGGAAGUUGAGACGAAGUCCCAGCUUUCUGCCCGGACUUAUCUUGAGAACCAAAUGUCCGAAGCAAUGGUCAGAGAAUGUUACAAGUGUGGCCAGCGCUUCAUCAAAGAGGACGGGUGUAACAAGAUGGUAUGUUCAUGCGGUGCCGUGAUGUGCUACCUCUGUAAAAAACCAAUACGAGGCUACGACCACUUCACUGACCAGGGCAGAGCUGCGGCCGGGGGGCUCACGCCGUCUGAAAACGGCAAGUGCGCGCUGUGGAGCAACUCCCUGAAGCUGCACGCCGAGGAGGUGCAGAAGAGAGCCGCAGAGGCCAAGAAGACGCUCGACCCUGACGUGCAGCUCAAGCAUGACCCAACCAAAGAUGUGCCGCAGGUUCCUGAUUUCCUACAAAACCCGCACCCUUACGUGGUAGUCCCCCCACCACAAAGAGCCCACCGGCCCCCGGACGCUCCUGUCAACAUCGUGGCGCGCCCUUUGAGGGCUGGCAACGCAUUCCAGCUUGGAGUAGAAGGGCGCCGACACAUGCACGAACCAUUUGGGCCUUGGGGUCCUCACUACAACCUCAUUGCGGACGAUGCUGCCGUCUUUGGCGACCUCCUACAGGGUCGUGCUGCUCCUGAACCCAUGAUACUGCAGCCACAGCCUGCUCAUCUGUAUCAUUUUCAUCCUCCCUUCGUACGCAACCCUGUGGAACCACACAGACCUGUAGCAGCUGGCCGAAACCCCCCUCCACCUCCAGCCCACGGCGCUCGUGACCCUCCUCCCCCGCCACCCCCUCCUGCCCACGCUGGUCGACACCCUCCACCUGCCCACGGUGGGGCAGGGGCAGCCGCCAUGGCAGCUGGUAAUUGGUUACAGGUUCAGGUCAAUCUCGACCACCGUAACCUACACAACCCAAGAGUGGAGGUGCAGGCAGGCGGUGGAGGUAACAACCACUGGGAGAUCCAGUACAACGUGCUACCUCGUCGCGCCCCCCAGCCUGUCAAUGAGCUGCCUGCGCGACAGCCUCCUCCAGCUGAGGCCUUCGCUCCUGACGUGUUCAGGCGUAUGCCUCCAAUUCCUACUGCUUUUCACCCUAUGAACAAUUUGGCAAGAGAAGCCGCUGGGCGCCCUGCGCGUGUGCACCGUCCUUACGCUGCUGUUGUACCCCCACCUAUGCCCCUCGAUCAGCUGGAUGGAGACGCCAGGCAAUAUUUAUUCGGUGAUUUGGUUAAUGAUAAUAAUCUGGAGGGUCACGCUGUUGUGUAUGAGCCGAACAACGCACUAGCUCGACCUGAACGGCCCAACAGAGCCGCGGAAGAGCGCGCAAAUGAGGAUGGGAAUGGAGAAGCUGCUUUCAGACGUCUGCUUCGAGAGCUUGAUCAUCCCGAAAACGACAUUAUGGACAUGUUUUGAAUUUAUGGUUGAUGUUUCCACGGUAAAAGAUUAUUCCAAAAAAUGUGUCCUGUUUUACGAGUUUUAUCGCAUCUCUCCAGUAAUUUUCAAUAUUUCAACCACAAUUUUUUUAGUAUUGGGCAUUUAGCUUAACACGUGAAAAUUUUGGGACCGAGCAACCAAUAUCAUAGUCAAUGGACCUACUGCGUUUCUACAUUCGUGAAUAUUUGGCUGUAUAGAAUCUAAAGAUCUCUGCAGUUCAUUUCCUCUAAAUUUAUUGGGUAUAUUUAUCACUCAACUCAAUUUUUACCAUACAAAUGGAAGACCAAGUUGAGUCUUCGCUGGUGGUUUAGUUCAUGUGAAGACCGUGAUUAUUUACAGACGCAUACGACGGUUUAAUGUUUCAAGUAGAAUAUCAUUUCCUCGAGAUGAAUUAUCGAAAUUAUCAAAUUUGAUAAUGGGAAUAUGAAUCCAUCUUGCAUGUUAAAACACUGAUUGUUAUUUAGUGGAACUGUGAAUAAAGUGGAGUUUUUUUUUUCACUUGGGGCAGCAAGAAGAACAUGGUGAACUAGCCAAGCCUGUCACACAAUACGCAGAUUGAGUAUCAGGCUAAAUCCUACUUAGAAUUUAAGAAAAAGUUAAGCUACCUGGGGAAAUUUAUGUGUCACAUUCUCUAGAGGUAGAUUUAAUGUAAAUAUUAUGAGAAGGUUAUGUUGGUUGAUAUUAUGAGUGUGUUUUUCGGCAAGCUGGCAGCUUCGGGUAACUGCUCAAGUUUUGAUCUCUACGCUCCUGUAAUGCCUAAACCAUCGAACAUUGUAACCUGCAAAUAUUCUGCGCUUACCGUCUCCUAUAAAUCCUUUUCUCAUUUUCUUUGACAGUUUUCAUCAAGCAAAUUUUUAAACGCUCAAACUUUUGAUAGUUCCAAAAUUUUGUAAUUUUGGUAUAAGGAGUACUGGACUGGUGUAAUUGUGGUGUAAACCAGUACAGCAAGCUAGUGACCGCAUUUUUGGUAUUUGUCAGUGAUAGACGAUGUCACGUUUUGACGUGCAGGUCAUCCGUUAAGAUUUUCCAGUGAUAAUUUGUUUCAUCUAGACUCUUCCACUCAGGAAUGUCUCGUGGGCAUUAGUAUUGGAUGCAUAAUAUUUAUAUGCUUUAGCUCUGCAUGUCCGUUCAUGGACAUACCGCUAGCGUCGUAGGGAUAGCGAUGAUUCUAGUGCCUAUCUCUGUUAGUCAUAAUUUUGUUUCAUCAUAUCACUUGUUAUAUUUCUUAAAUGUUGCGUUGCUUAUUGCAGAUUUUUUUUCUCUCUAUUUGUGUACGGAGGAAAAAGAAGCACGGGAUGGAUUUUUUCUUUUGUGAUUCUUCAUUUAUUGGAACAUGCGUGUUCGUCGAUGGUUGCUCAUAUCAACAUGCAUCAUUUGAUACAUAUAUUUUUGUGUUAAUAGUUAAAGUUCGUUGAGAAUGCUAUUAGCUUUAUGCCUAUUAAUCCAAAGGAAAUAAUUUACUUCUCUUUAUAAGAAGAUCAGAAAUUAAAUACUAAGUGCAGUUCAUAUCCAUGGCUUCAUUUUAAUUUCGUUUUGUCUCAUCUUGCAGUCCCUCAUAGACGUCUGUGAUGUGUACAGUAGUGUAAGAUUGAUGCAUUCAUCCCCGCAAAUCGGUUUUAAGUGACUGCGCAUCGAUGUAUAAAGAAUAAAGUGCGAUAAGGGUCA